AAGGAGCUUUUAUUCGUCGCCUCGGAGACAACACAUGGAGAAGUACGAGAAGGUGUUGUGUCUGGGCAGGGGAGGAGCCGCGGACGUGUUCCUGAUGAGGCACGUAGAGGGCAAGAGCCUGCACGCGGUGAAGAGGAUCAAAGUUGAGGACACGAGGAGAGCAAAAACACACAGGGCAAUUCUCCAGGAGGCUGAGAUCCUGAGUAGGCUGGAGCACCCUCACGUCGUCAAAUGCCACGAAGCCUUCGCGAACACUGACGGAUUCAUUUACAUUGUGAUGAACUACUGCGAUGGGGGGACAUUAGAUGACAAAGUGAAAGAGAGGAAACCAACGGAGUUUUUCACAGAGGAUACUGUGAUGGGAUGGUUUGUACAGGUCGCUGUGGCUUUAAAUUACAUACACGGGGCUAAAAUACUACACAGGGACAUCAAAACAUCAAAUGUACUGCUAACAAAGCAAGGUAUGGUGAAGUUAGGGGACUUUGGGAUAUCCAGAGUAAUGACCAACACAGCGGACAUGUCAUCCACAUGUGUUGGGACACCCAGCUACCUCAGUCCUGAGCUGUGCCAGGAUGUCCCGUACAGUUCCAAGUCUGAUAUCUGGGCUCUUGGCUGUCUGCUGUAUGAGAUCUGUGCUCUCAGACCUCCGUUUGCAGCCACAAACCUCCUGAGUCUGUUCUACAAGAUCAUCAAAGGAGAGUACGAUCACGUGCCCAGCAGCUAUUCUGACGACGUCUCCUCUUUGAUCCAGAGAAUGCUCUGCCUCAACCCAGAAAACAGGCCAACUGCCGCCUGGAUGCUGAACACUGCCUAUGUGCAGAAGCACCUAGAGUCUAUCAAACACACAGGGACCAACUGUGUUCAUGUGAAAAGCUGUGACAUGAAUAAAGAAGAAAAAAACUCCACACUACAGCCAGAUGUUCUCAGUCCGUCCCACGCGUGGGAAGAAAAAGAGCACACCAUGGAGGCCGGUUCCAGUGAUGUGGAGGACGAACAUGGUGCUUUGUGUGUUGGAGGACACAACCACCGUGACUAUCCUGAGGACUUUGAUGAAGAGGAGAGUUUGCCCUCUCUUGAGGAGCGCAGUGAGCACCUGGGGUCUCCGAUGAGGAGCGAUUCUGUUGAGCCUAUCGGUAAUGUGGAGAUGCAAAGUGAAACAACACUCAUAGCACCGUGUAAAAUACCCAAGUCCUCAUUCUGCAGCAGAAUGGUCUGGAGUCUAUUUUCCGAGGCUUCCGAUGUCUCAGGGCAAGCUGAAUAUCCAGAUGACUUUGAGGAAGCCGAUGUGGAAGAAGAAUAUGAGGAUGAAGCCGCCUCAGCUCACUCUGCUGCUCCUCAGCAGCCACAUGAUGAUUCAGCGGAGGAGGAGUUUCAGCUCUGCGAUGCUGGAGGAUUGACCGUCACACUGAAAGCCCUGAAGGAAAAGGGCUAA
Messenger RNA from Anarrhichthys ocellatus (wolf-eel), 1432 nucleotides. RefSeq names its product NIMA-related kinase 12 (gene nek12). Lineage: Eukaryota; Metazoa; Chordata; Actinopteri; Perciformes; Anarhichadidae. Gene Ontology annotation, biological process: protein phosphorylation. The coding region runs from base 35 to 1432 and encodes 465 amino acids. Gene Ontology annotation, molecular function: ATP binding; protein kinase activity. The transcript has 2 exons. The record is from RefSeq and is a predicted model, not a curated record.